GGUUCCUGUUGGUGUAAAAUGUAAGUUUUUCACAUUUUAUACUUAUGAUUCGUGAUUUUUAUUUGAAUUUAUUAUUUUUAGGGCAAAACGAGCGAAAUGCAUGAGCACGAAUAAAAACCAGUUUAUUCGGCUUGUGGAGGAGCUAGAGGAACAGCCGGAUGUAGCGAAGGGUUUUGCAAGGUUCGAUACUGGGCCAGUCUGGGCGAACCUUGCUGAAGAGCUAAACAGUCUUGGACCUCCCAUUAGAGAUCCAGCUGGAUGGAAGAAGGUUUGGGCCGACUGGAAAUCAAACUUAAAAAGAAAGUUGGCCAACAACCGCAAAGAGCAGCGAGCCACAGGUGGAGGUCCCAACAAACUUGUGGAGUUUUCAGCCUUGGAAGAAAGGGUGAUUGACAUAGCCGGGUUGACAGCAGCUGUCGAAGGUGUCAACGAAUCAAUUGCAUUUGGUGCACCUAUACCGCCAGCAGAUGAAAACAAUUCAGCAGCUGCUAAUUGCUUAAAUGAGGAAUUAGGAGAUGAUCCGAAUACGGAUGAGGAAGUUCCAGUGGAACGAGGUCAAAGGAAACGUCGAGCUCCAUCCAGCUUGAGCCUACUGGACACGCAGGUGCGGCAGCAGAAACAAUUUCAUGGCGAUAUUCUCAGAGUACUACAAGGCCAAGCAAAGAAAGUCAGUGAUCUGGCUUACUACGGCAAACAAAUUUCUAAACGACUGAUGGAUAUUCAUACUUUGGAGGAAGAGAAACUAAAAGAGAAGCGAAGGCAUAACUUAGAAAUGGAGAAACUUGCAUACGAACGACUGAAGAUAAAGAAACAAAUGCUUACAUUGCAGCUAGAUAAUUUGUAAAGAUGGAUGUAUGACUAAUUUGAAAUGCUUCAUUUUACAUGUUUAAAUAAAAUUUGAAUUGUUUAUUACUGUUAAAUUUCCAAGGUUCGUCCAUAUUUUGACAAUUUCAGGGUCCAUAAAUUACGUAACGCUUAGAGGGGGGAGGGGGGUUAAGCGAAGUGUGACGAUCCAUACGAAAUUUUUAGAUGUUUCUUACAAAAAGUGUGACAUAGGGGA
Messenger RNA from Armigeres subalbatus, 1060 nucleotides. RefSeq lists its product as uncharacterized. Bases 101 to 844 code for a protein of 247 amino acids. The transcript has 2 exons. The record is from RefSeq and is a predicted model, not a curated record. NCBI's taxonomy places the organism in Eukaryota, Metazoa, Arthropoda, Insecta, Diptera, Culicidae.